Molecule: messenger RNA, 456 nt
Organism: Ilyonectria robusta
Lineage: Eukaryota; Fungi; Ascomycota; Sordariomycetes; Hypocreales; Nectriaceae
Exons: 3
Coding region: 1-456 (151 amino acids)
Source: RefSeq, a predicted model, not a curated record
AUGUAUGGCCAAGAAGCCGAACAAGGAUACUCUGCCCAAGAGGCGGAGCUGCAGUCUUUAAAGAUGCGCGUGUCAAGACCCAUGACAAGCUGCAUGCCUAGACGCACAGAGUCUCAAGAACUACAUUUAAUCAAUCGUAGGCCAUUGGCAGAGGCAAUCUCGGUAUCGGAUAUCACCCUGAUGGCGAGACGGCGGAGACUACAUACCCGUUCAUAUGCACCUGCAAGGAAUGUUUUUAAGGUCGCAAGAGAAGGGGAGAAGGGUGCUAUCGAGGGGAAUAGCUUCAGCUUUAAUGCUCAUCACAUGAGCUGGUGGCAUGGGGUUGUCAUCUUCAGUCAUUGGGAUAUCGCCGUCGGGAUCGGGAGGCUCCUCACCAUCCCAAUUGACCACUUCUUCUACAUCAACAUGGCUUACGCCCGUGUUUCUGGCACAAACAUAAUUGGUCUUGUACAAUAA